Messenger RNA from Parnassius mnemosyne (clouded apollo), 8739 nucleotides. The record is from the annotation of a GenBank genome assembly. Lineage: Eukaryota; Metazoa; Arthropoda; Insecta; Lepidoptera; Papilionidae.
AUGUUUAACUUCAUGAAGAAAUCAACGGUCCUAGCUCAUGAUUCCGGCGGCUGCGAGGAGCGGGACGGUGAUAAGGAAAAAAGAAAAAAAGAGAAAAAAGAGAGAAAGGAGAGGGAGAAGCGUGAAAGGAUUGCGGCUGGUCUUGAAGAGCCGCUACGUUUAGAAGAGGUCCGACGAUCCCUCAAACUUAGAGGCAGACGCAAGGAAAAAGAAAAACUGCCUUCUGGUAUCACAGCUGAUUACACUGCCUCGUUAUUUGCACAUCUUGAGCAGGAUUCAAAUUAUUCGAGUUAUCCAAUCAUUUCAACUUCAGGCUCCAAUUCCAAUCUCAGUGACGAUAAUAACCAUCUCUCUCCCGGAUACCCGACCCCGCAUAAUAAUUGGAACAAAAAGGAAGGGAUUCUACAAUCUGACAGUUCCGAGACAUCUUUAAAUUCGUUAAAUAACCCGCAUAAUGCAAAUAGCAGUCCACGACAAGCACAAAAUCUACCCCCAAUACCACCGCGACCACCGAAACGAGGCAUCUUAAAAGGUCCACGUUUGAGCAAUACUAGUUCUAAUUCACAAGAGAACAGCGUUCACAACACUGACACAGUUGACCAUAUAAAUGGCCAAGAUUCGAACGUUGUUGCUCGGAAUACGCAACAAAACGAAUUGAUUUCAUACAGAAUCCCACCGUCUAAGAGCACCUCGUCUAGUGACGAUAUGCAGCAAAUACAAAACUUCACCAAAAAAGUAAUUCAUAGUCCGGUAGAAAAUCAAUAUAAGAACUAUAAAAAUAACGCGAAUCCCUCAAUCACUACUCAAGACGUUGACGAUAUACCAAAGACAAAUGGCAAUAGCUAUCAAGGCGUGACUUCGACGUCACCAAGCGCUGAUUCCUUGACCGACACAACUACAAACUCGUCUUUUGCCACUCCACCAUUCUCCACUUCACCAGUGGGUGAAUCCCAAGGCUUUCAUAGGUGGUCAAGAACAAGUACGUUCGACGAUGUAUACUUACCUUUACCCGCACUAAAGCCGUUGCAAUUACCAAAACCCAGAGUACUGACUAUACAAAGGCAGAAAGCACCCCGAAACGAUUUCGGAUUCAGCCUCCGACGCGCUAUGGUACAAGAACGAGUUUUUAUAGGUGACGUUAAAGAAUUGAGUGGUCAUGAAGAAAACGGUCUAAAUAACGGUGAGGGCAAAUGCAACGGUAAUUUUAUGAUUUCCAAGUUGACACAUAAGGCUGUGAUUCUUGCUGAGCCCGGUUCUUAUCCAGGAGCAAGUGAGACGGGACUACUUCCUGGUGAUAGACUUAUCGAAGUAAAUGGAGUAAACGUAGAGGGAAAGAGUAGAGAAGAAGUGAUUGAACUAAUCAAGGGGAGUCAAGAUUCUGUUACCAUUAAGGUACAACCAAUAGCAGAGCUUUGCGAGUUGUCAAGGAGACGUGCGGCUGAUGGUGUCGAGGUGGAGCUCUCAGACAGCAAUGUGAGAGGAGGCACCCUCAGUCGGUCCGGAAGUCGUCGCUUCAAUACAACACAGGCAAAAUCCGAGGAGCAGUUGGCUUGCGAAAAGGAAUGGCUGCAGGCGGGUCACAUGUGGCUGGCGCACCGCGGCGGAUUCACCGCCGUGGUGAGGGAGGGCGAUGCGGACGCCGGCCGCGCGAAAGUUCGAGUUCUGCAGACUGGGGAGACGCUGGUGGCAGACGAGGAUGAUCUAGAAAAGGCCAACCCGCCUCAGCUUGAGCGCUGCGAAGACAUAGCAUCGUUGCGAUGUCUCAACGAAUGUGGAGCUCUAAACGUCCUUCGCUCGCGAUUCGCCGCUGGUCUACCGCAUGCGCGCGCUGGUCAUGCACUCCUAGUACUCGGGCCACCGAGACGGACGGCGCCAAUCUACACCGAAAAGGUGGCAGCCAUGUUCCGCGGCUGUCGAGCAGACGAUAUGCCUCCUCAUGUAUUCGCCGCUGCCCAAUCCGCUCAUAGAUGUAUGCUGGCAUCGAGGCGAGAUCGUGCCAUUGUUUUUCUUGGCAGAUCCGGAUCCGGCAAAACGUCGGCUAUGCGCCAUUGUGUUUGGUAUCUGGCGAGCGCUUACCCAUCACAAGGAUCCAAACUCACGGCAGAUCGUUUAAAUGCAGCAUUUGACGUACUCCAUGCCUUCGGUUCCAGUCGCACGAGUUCCAACCCACACGCCUCUCGGUUCGUAUCUCUGACGUCGCUGGAUUUCGACGGUGGCGGUGCGCUAGUAUCCGCCUCUGUACAAACGCUUUUACCUGACUUCAGGCCUGGACAGUCGCCUUUGAGAGCGCUACACACGUUAUUCCACGGCAGCGACGGGCGCCUCCGUCGAGAACUGCUCCUCGAUCAAGCACCAGUUAAUGCGCCCAACCCGUUCAUCAGCAGCAGCGAUAAAGCCGAAGCACCCGCAGAGUUCUCGGCAUUAAAAGAAGCGCUUCAAGCGCUCAGCGUAACCGAACCCGAACAGGCUGUGAUAUGGAGGAUACUAGCCGCGAUAUGCCACUUGGGGUGGUCGGGUGUUACCAAAGCGAACGUGGGUUCAGGUUUGAAGUACCAGUUCGGCAGCAGCGGGUGCGCGAGCCGCGCGGCGCGGCUGCUGGGCGUGGCGCUGGACGAGCUGGCGCGCGCCGUGUUCGCGGCGCCCGCCGCCUCGCCCGCCCCCGCCCCUGCCCCCGCCUCCGCAUCGCCGCAGCCGCCCGCGCUCAGAACGCCAUCUCCCUCGAGCGAAAGGGAGGUACCGGGCUCAGAGGCACUGGAUGCAUUUGUAACUGGACUAUAUAAUGAGACAUUUAACAUCGUCGCAGCACUUGUAAACAGGAGUCUGUCAACGUCAGCGAGGACGUCUGCCUCCAUUCUGUUGCUGGAUACACCGGGCGCGGACAACCCGAUGUGCUCUGGGCAGCAGAGCGGUGCCCCGUUAUCCAAACUAUUAUCUAAUUAUUUGCAGGAACGAUUACAAGCGAUGUUCCACGACGCUCUGCUCGUUGCUCCAAGGGAGAGAUAUGCGCAGGAGGGAAUUACACUCGAUGACGGAUCCGAGGAAGUUAACCCUGGCCCGAUGGUAGAACUAUUGGACAAGUCUCCGCAAAAUUCUAUUGUGCGAAGUUCCCAAGCCGACCUACGAGAUUGCGACCGACGUGGACUGCUCUGGCUUCUUGACGAAGAAUCAAUGUAUCCGGGCUCUUCGGAUGAUUCCUUUCUCGAGAGAGUGCUGUCUCACUACGGCGCCCCUCAACAUACGCAAUACCUCAUUAAAAAGGCGCCCCACGCAAGGCAAUUUGUUCUACAGCAUUUACAGGGAACUAAUCCGGUGUUGUACGAUGUAACUGGAUGGGUCAAAGCCAGCCGAGAAAACCCCGUCACGAAGAAGGCACAUACAAUUCUUCAGGAAAGUCAGAACGAGGACGUGGGGCGGCUGGCGGGCUGGGCGCGCGGCGCGUGCGGCGUGGGCGCGUGGUCGGCGGCCGUGGGCGACGCCUCCACACUGCGCCGCGCCUCUUCCAUACGACGAACUUUAACUUCGGCGGGUAUGAAACGCCGCUCCACAGCCUUGCAGGCAAAGUUCGUCGCUGAUGGUGUAGUCGAUACACUGAGACGGUGCGGUUCCGGAGGGGUGCAGUUCGUGUGCUGCCUCCUCACCAACCAGCCUUCCGAUAUGGCCGACGAUGUUAACGUGCCGUUGCUUCGGUCCCAGUUUCGUGGAUUUCAACUGCUCGACGCGGCCAGACUGUACAAGCAAGGGUUCCCUGAACACAUGCCGCUUUCAGAAUUUGCAAGAAGGUAUCGACUCUUGGCAACAUCAGAGAAUGAAACCCCCGAAAACACUCAACAGACCGCAACGCUAUCCGACCGGCAGAUCGUAGAUGAUAUGCUGCUGGCUUUAGACCUUGACGUCACCAGUUAUCGUCUUGGCCUCACUCAGAUUAUGUUCCGCGGCGGCGUGGUGGGCGGGCUGGACGCACGCCGCGACGCCGCUCUCGCACGUGUGUUGGUGCGGCUGCAGGCCAGAGCUCGGGGGCUGCUCGCUCGCCGCCGUGCUCAGCGUCUGCGCACUCAGCAUACUGCGGCCCGAUGUGUGCAACGAAAUGUACGAGCCUUCCUGGCAGUGCGCGAUUGGCCCUGGUGGCGGCUUCUCGUCCGCGUCACACCGCUGCUGGCCGUCCACCGAACCGAACAUAGGCUCAAGCAAGCACAGGAAGAGUUGGAAACAUUACGCGCGAAGUUGGAAAAGGUUGAGAGCGAGCGUACUCACUACAAGAACGAAACAGAGAAACUUGAAACUAAGCUAUCAGAAUUGGGCGGUGAGCUAGCAGAGGAACGCGCGGCGGCUGCUUUAGCGACUGAGAGAGCUGACGCUGAAGCGGCUGAGAGGCUGAGAGUUGAGAGGGACAAUAGAGAUUUGGUUGCUAAUAACCAGCGACUGCAGCAGGCAUCCGAACGUCUAGAAUUAGAGCUUCUUCACUGGCGCUCAGCGGAGAACGGAGUAGAACCUUCCGACUCCGAGGGCUCAGAGGCGGAAAGUGGAAUUGGCAGCGACAAGUACAAGCGCCGGUACGAACAGGCGCAUAGAGAGCUGCAGCUGCUGCGUGCACAACUUCGACGGCAGCACGAGGAUGACUUGGAGCAGCUGGUUACAGUUAAGAAGCAACUCGAAAAGAAGGUACAAGAUGCGUACGAAGAAGUCGAGGAGCAGCGCGCUGUUGCCGCUAGCUGGAAACGCAAACUGCAGAAACUUACCAACGAUAUGGCCGACCUAAGAUCACUGCUCGACGAACAGACGUGCCGCAACAAUCUGCUGGAGAAGCGACAGCGGAAGUUCGACGCUGAGCUUCAAGCGGCGAAUGAGGAGUUGAAGCGCGAACGAGCGAGCCGCGAACGACACGCGCGCGAACGUGACCAAGCGCUCGCAGACAAGUACGCGCUCGAGCAGAGCCUCUCUGAAGCUCGGCUGGAGCUGGAGCUGAAGGAGGAGCGGCUGAGCGCGGCGAGCCGCGAGCUGGAGGAGCGCGGCGGGGGAGGGGACGAGCUGGCCGCGCUGCGCCGCGCGCGCGCAGACCUCGAGCGCCGCGCGCGCGACCAGGAGGAGGAGCUCGACGACCUCGCCGGACAGAUACAGGUGCUCAUUACAGCUCAUCACAAGGAGGAGCGGCUGAGCGCGGCGAGCCGCGAGCUGGAGGAGCGCGGCGGGGGAGGGGACGAGCUGGCCGCGCUGCGCCGCGCGCGCGCAGACCUCGAGCGCCGCGCGCGCGACCAGGAGGAGGAGCUCGACGACCUCGCCGGACAGAUACAGGUGCUCAUUACAGCUCAUCACAAGGAGGAGCGGCUGAGCGCGGCGAGCCGCGAGCUGGAGGAGCGCGGCGGGGGAGGGGACGAGCUGGCCGCGCUGCGCCGCGCGCGCGCAGACCUCGAGCGCCGCGCGCGCGACCAGGAGGAGGAGCUCGACGACCUCGCCGGACAGAUACAGGUGCUCAUUACAGCUCAUCACAAGGAGGAGCGGCUGAGCGCGGCGAGCCGCGAGCUGGAGGAGCGCGGCGGGGGAGGGGACGAGCUGGCCGCGCUGCGCCGCGCGCGCGCAGACCUCGAGCGCCGCGCGCGCGACCAGGAGGAGGAGCUCGACGACCUCGCCGGACAGAUACAGGUGCUCAUUACAGCUCAUCACAAGGAGGAGCGGCUGAGCGCGGCGAGCCGCGAGCUGGAGGAGCGCGGCGGGGGAGGGGACGAGCUGGCCGCGCUGCGCCGCGCGCGCGCAGACCUCGAGCGCCGCGCGCGCGACCAGGAGGAGGAGCUCGACGACCUCGCCGGACAGAUACAGGUGCUCAUUACAGCUCAUCACAAGGAGGAGCGGCUGAGCGCGGCGAGCCGCGAGCUGGAGGAGCGCGGCGGGGGAGGGGACGAGCUGGCCGCGCUGCGCCGCGCGCGCGCAGACCUCGAGCGCCGCGCGCGCGACCAGGAGGAGGAGCUCGACGACCUCGCCGGACAGAUACAGGUGCUCAUUACAGCUCAUCACAAGGAGGAGCGGCUGAGCGCGGCGAGCCGCGAGCUGGAGGAGCGCGGCGGGGGAGGGGACGAGCUGGCCGCGCUGCGCCGCGCGCGCGCAGACCUCGAGCGCCGCGCGCGCGACCAGGAGGAGGAGCUCGACGACCUCGCCGGACAGAUACAGGUGCUCAUUACAGCUCAUCACAAGGAGGAGCGGCUGAGCGCGGCGAGCCGCGAGCUGGAGGAGCGCGGCGGGGGAGGGGACGAGCUGGCCGCGCUGCGCCGCGCGCGCGCAGACCUCGAGCGCCGCGCGCGCGACCAGGAGGAGGAGCUCGACGACCUCGCCGGACAGAUACAGGUGCUCAUUACAGCUCAUCACAAGGAGGAGCGGCUGAGCGCGGCGAGCCGCGAGCUGGAGGAGCGCGGCGGGGGAGGGGACGAGCUGGCCGCGCUGCGCCGCGCGCGCGCAGACCUCGAGCGCCGCGCGCGCGACCAGGAGGAGGAGCUCGACGACCUCGCCGGACAGAUACAGGUGCUCAUUACAGCUCAUCACAAGGAGGAGCGGCUGAGCGCGGCGAGCCGCGAGCUGGAGGAGCGCGGCGGGGGAGGGGACGAGCUGGCCGCGCUGCGCCGCGCGCGCGCAGACCUCGAGCGCCGCGCGCGCGACCAGGAGGAGGAGCUCGACGACCUCGCCGGACAGAUACAGGUGCUCAUUACAGCUCAUCACAAGGAGGAGCGGCUGAGCGCGGCGAGCCGCGAGCUGGAGGAGCGCGGCGGGGGAGGGGACGAGCUGGCCGCGCUGCGCCGCGCGCGCGCAGACCUCGAGCGCCGCGCGCGCGACCAGGAGGAGGAGCUCGACGACCUCGCCGGACAGAUACAGGUGCUCAUUACAGCUCAUCACAAGGAGGAGCGGCUGAGCGCGGCGAGCCGCGAGCUGGAGGAGCGCGGCGGGGGAGGGGACGAGCUGGCCGCGCUGCGCCGCGCGCGCGCAGACCUCGAGCGCCGCGCGCGCGACCAGGAGGAGGAGCUCGACGACCUCGCCGGACAGAUACAGGUGCUCAUUACAGCUCAUCACAAGGAGGAGCGGCUGAGCGCGGCGAGCCGCGAGCUGGAGGAGCGCGGCGGGGGAGGGGACGAGCUGGCCGCGCUGCGCCGCGCGCGCGCAGACCUCGAGCGCCGCGCGCGCGACCAGGAGGAGGAGCUCGACGACCUCGCCGGACAGAUACAGGUGCUCAUUACAGCUCAUCACAAGGAGGAGCGGCUGAGCGCGGCGAGCCGCGAGCUGGAGGAGCGCGGCGGGGGAGGGGACGAGCUGGCCGCGCUGCGCCGCGCGCGCGCAGACCUCGAGCGCCGCGCGCGCGACCAGGAGGAGGAGCUCGACGACCUCGCCGGACAGAUACAGCUUUUGGAGAGCUCGAAGCUGAGAUUAGAGAUGCUCCUAGAACAACAACGAAAAGAAGCAAGGCUAGAAGCAGCCGCGCGAGACGACGAAAUGGAAGAAACGAGGGCAAACGCCGCCAAGAAACUCAAAAUGCUGGAAAGUCAGUUGGAGAGUGAACACGCAGAGAGGAGUCUACUUUUGCGAGAAAGACACGAACUGGAGAGGAGGUUAGCCGCGCUAGAGGAGACUGCGCGUGCAGAGAAUCAGGAACAGGCGCAACUCGUUCAGCGGCUCAAGAGGGACCUGAAGAGGUAUCGAGCUUUACUCAGAGAUGCUCAGACAAUGCUAGAGCAGAAAGAGAAGGAGGGUGGUGCCAAAGCACAGAUCAGACAGUUAAAAAAUCAGGUGGAGGACCUGGAGCUGGCGGUGCGCGCGGCCAGCAAGGCGCGCGCGGCGGCCGAGGCGGAGGCGGCGGAGGCGGGCGCGGCGCUGGAGGAGGCGGCGCGCGCGCGGGCCGACGCGCACGAGCGCGCGCUGGCCGCCGCGCGCGACGCCGCCGCCGCGCGCGCCGCGCUCGACGACGCGGAGGAGGAGGCCGCCGAGCUGCUGAAGAAGUACCGCAGCUGCAGCAGCGCGCUGCUGGCGGCGCAGGCGGAGGCGCGCGAGGCGGCGGCGCGCGGCGACGCGGCGGCCGAGGACGCGCGCCAGGCCAAGGAGCGCCUCGCCGAGCUGGCGCAGCGCCUCGCGCACGCCGAGGCCGGCCACUCGCACUCGCACGGCGAGGCCGAGCGCCGCCUCGAGCUGCGCAACAAGGAACUGGAGUCGUGCGUGGAGCUGGAGGCGACGGCGCGCGGGCGGCUGGAGGGCCAGUUGGCGCGGCUGCGUGACGCGCACGACGCGCUGGCGGCCGAGCUGACGGCCGCCCGCGCGCGUGACGCCACCCACGCGGACGAGCUGCGCAAGCUGCAGCGAGCCAUCAGAGACCUAAAAGAAGAGAACGCGUCACUUACGGCGAAGCUGGGCGAGGUUUCAAGGGCGCGUGCGGCAGCCGAGGCGGCGGCGGUGGCGGCGGCGGGCGAGGCGGCGGCCGCGCGGGACGAGGCGCGCCUCGCCGCGCGCCGCGUGCACGCGCUGCAGGAGGCAAUCGCCGGCGACCUCUCCAGCAACAACGAGCGCGACUCCGACAGCGACAACGACAGCUACAGUUCUGACGAGUCAAUAGGCACAUUCCUGGCCAAUCACAAGCUCAGUCCAUCUGUACCAUCAAGAAAUAGUAUGCAGCUUGAUUCGCAAAAAUCGCAAACCUCCGAAGGCCGGCAGAGCCGAAGCAGUGUGGGAUCGAACUCGAAGCCCCCGAGCCCCAGCAAGGAGUCGUUCGCAUAA